This is a messenger RNA of Chrysoperla carnea, 1017 nucleotides long. RefSeq names its product protein YIPF5 (gene Yip1d1). NCBI's taxonomy places the organism in Eukaryota, Metazoa, Arthropoda, Insecta, Neuroptera, Chrysopidae. The record is from RefSeq and is a predicted model, not a curated record. Gene Ontology annotation, biological process: vesicle fusion with Golgi apparatus; endoplasmic reticulum to Golgi vesicle-mediated transport. The coding region runs from base 71 to 904 and encodes 277 amino acids. The transcript has 2 exons. Gene Ontology annotation, cellular component: trans-Golgi network.
AAAAUUUUACACUACAUGCAUUCGACACGUCAAAAUAUAAAUUAAAGUAUAUGUCAAAUAUAUUUUAGAAAUGUCAAAUUACAAACAAGAAAAUGAUCCAUUUAAUGCAUGGAAUAUUCCUCCAUCGCAGUAUGGACAACAACCAUCGAUGGGAUUUAAUACAGAAACUGACUACAAUAAUUUACAAUCACAACAAUUAGAUUUCCAGUCUUUUACCGUGGGCGAUCAAAAUGGUUACGAUCAACAACAACCACCAAAUUAUUAUAAUCAAAAUGUUCCUCAACAACAAUACUACUCAAAUGUGCCGAAUAUUUUUACACCAGAAACACCAUCAGAAAUGGCUGAUGGCGGAGAGCCAAGUGAAUUCGAUGAACCGCCGUUAUUAGAAGAAUUAGAAAUAUAUCCAGAUCGUAUAUUAAUGAAAACCCUGGCUGUAUUAAAUCCAUUUCAUUCACACAGUAUCGUAGAUGAUGCUGAAUUCUUAAUCAAAGAUACCGAUUUAGCUGGACCGGUUGCAUUUUGUUUAAUAUUAGCUGUAUGCUUAUUUUUAUCCGGGAACAAAGCUAAUUUUGGUUAUAUUUAUGGUUUAUCAGUUAUGUCAUGUAUUUUAAUGUAUUGUCUAUUGACAUUAAUGUCUGUCACGGCUGGCGUAUUCACGUUAAUGGGAGUGGCCUCAAUUUUAGGAUAUUGCCUGUUACCAAUAGUGGCGUUAUCAGCAUUGGGUGUAUUUGUUUCGUUACAUAAUACACUUGGAUUAGCGUUAGCUGCAUUAGCUGUUAUAUGGUCAAGUUUAUCAGCAUCACGAUUGUUUGUAUCUGUAUCAGGAGAUAGUUCACAACGACCAUUAAUUGCGUAUCCAUGUGCUUUAGUAUGUGGUGUCUUUGCACUUUUGGUAGUGUUUUGAACACAAAAAAAUGUAUAUUUUGUUACGAGUUGUGUCCCAAAUUUCUUACUAAACUAAAAUUGUCAAUCAUUUUGUAAUUUUUAGAGAAUAAAAUACUUAAUUCUUAAUAAUAA